AUGGCUACUGCUGCGGAGGCUGAUUUGGCCCGUAUGGGCUACAAAUCAGAAUUGCCCAGAGGUCUAAGCAUGAUGAGUGUUCUAGGACUGUCCUUUGCAAUCAUGGCUGUGCCAUUCGGACUGAGUACAACUUUUUACAUCACUCUCGCAGAUGGUCAGAGUGUGACAAUCUUGUGGGGAUGGGUUCUAGUGUCUUUGAUAUCUCUGUCUAUUGCAGCUUCAUUGGCUGAGAUCUGCGCUGUCUUUCCUACUGCUGGUGGUGUGUAUUACUGGGCAGCUAUGCUGAGUACCAAGAAAUAUGCUCGAUUGAGUUCUUGGAUCACUGGUUGGCUCACACUUGUCGGCAACUGGACCGUCACAACAUCGAUCAAUUUUUCGGGAGCCCAGCUGAUCCUGAGUGCAAUCAGCCUCUGGAACGAGGAUUUUGUGCCUACGGCAUGGCAAACAGUACUAAUGUUCUGGUGUGUGAUGCUAAUAUGCAUGCUCAUCAACAUUUUUGGUGCCAAAUACCUUGAUCUCAUCAACAAGGUUUGUAUCUACUGGACUGCAGCCAGUGUGAUUAUCAUCAUGGUCGUUUUGCUUGCCAUGGCAGACAACUACAGGAGUGGAGAAUUUGUCUUUGCCCAUUACGAUGCAAGCGGUAGCGGUUGGCCCAGCGGCUGGGCUUUCUUUGUUGGUCUCCUGCAGGCUUCUUACACGUUGACUGGUUAUGGCAUGGUUGCCGCGAUGUGUGAGGAAGUCCAGAACCCUGCUCGCGAGGUGCCCAAGGCAAUUGUUCUCUCUGUAGCUGCUGCGGGUGUGACUGGCGUCAUAUAUCUGAUCCCGAUCCUGUUUGUUCUGCCAGAUAUUAAGAUGCUCUUAGACGUCGCCAAUGGCCAGCCGAUUGGUCUUCUAUUCAAGACUGUUACGGGCUCAGCAGCUGGUGGUUUUGGACUGCUAUUCCUUCUUCUAGGCAUUCUCUUCUUCGCCGGAACUGGUGCUCUGACAGCGGCAAGUCGUUGCACUUACGCUUUUGCUCGUGAUGGUGCAAUUCCUGGAUCUCGCAUCUGGUCUCGAGUCGACAAACGCUUCGAUAUUCCCCUGUGGGCGCUCGUGCUUUCAACAGUGGUUGAUUGCUUGUUAGGUCUCAUCUACUUCGGUAGCACUGCAGCAUUCAAUUCAUUCACAGGUGUGGCCACGAUCUGCCUCUCGACCUCAUAUGGUUUGCCGAUCUUGGUCAGCGUACUUCGUGGACGCAAAAUGGUCGCUCACUCCUCCUUCUCCUUGGGUCGUUUCGGCAUGGCAAUCAAUGUGCUUACAAUUUGCUGGAUUGCCUUGGCUGUCGUCUUGUUUUCCAUGCCGGUCACGCUUCCAGUUGACCCGAGUACGAUGAAUUACGCAUCUGUCGUAUUUGCAGGCUUUGCCGUCAUCAGUAUCGUAUGGUACUUCAUUCGCGGACGUAAGGCAUUUACUGGUCCUCCAGUGCCUGCUGAUGUGGAUGUUAGCAGCGAAGUAGGCGUUGUCAAGGGCGAAGCCCUCGAUCCGGAAGACUUGGAGAAGAGCACAAGCGCUGUGCACAAGAAGAUGGCCGAUGAGCCAACAACAACAACCAUAAUGUGA
Aureobasidium melanogenum CBS 110374 is the source of this 1599-nucleotide messenger RNA. Its product is annotated as putative GABA permease. Gene Ontology annotation, molecular function: transmembrane transporter activity. The coding region runs from base 1 to 1599 and encodes 532 amino acids. Gene Ontology annotation, biological process: transmembrane transport. Gene Ontology annotation, cellular component: membrane. NCBI's taxonomy places the organism in Eukaryota, Fungi, Ascomycota, Dothideomycetes, Dothideales, Saccotheciaceae. The record is from RefSeq and is a predicted model, not a curated record. The transcript has 4 exons.